This is a messenger RNA of Leishmania mexicana MHOM/GT/2001/U1103, 1857 nucleotides long. RefSeq lists its product as hypothetical. The transcript has a single exon. Lineage: Eukaryota; Euglenozoa; Kinetoplastea; Trypanosomatida; Trypanosomatidae. The record is from RefSeq and is a predicted model, not a curated record. Bases 1 to 1857 code for a protein of 618 amino acids.
AUGUCUGAGUGCACCGUAUACUCUUCAUGUGGCCGCUACGUGGUACGGUUUGCUACGGAUGCGAAGCAACCACUGCUCCGCCUUACCGUCACCAGAAAUGCAUCAAGACCCAUCAAAGGUGACGCGUCGGCCGCCGACGACAGCGUCUCUGUGAAGACGCUCGUUACCGCAGCCCCUGAGCCUCUCACGUCUUCCUCCGCGCACCACCCGCUGCGGCUUGCUGCGUCGCUCACGGAGAUGGACGUGCUCGCACUGACAACGUCCGCUGGCGUCCGCAAAUCCUUCGAAAAAUUUGCGCAGAUGCUGUACGACGCGCUUAUUGGCCGCUCUCCGUGCGUACGCUUUUUCGUGGAGACGGUAGCGGAGAUGAAGGAGCGCAUUCAGCGGGACGUACAGGGACAGACAACUCCGUCCCGGACCGCGCGCGGCACCGAGGCCCGGCCGAGUCGCAGACGCGCCGGCGAGCUAGACAUCGACACAGCUGCCCUCGCCUCUUUAACGAUGACGGGGAAUGACGUCACGGCCAACCCUGACAAAGGCCGUAUUCGCACCGCUGUCGGCGAUACAGUGAUUGAGCUGGACGAGGACAUCGCCAGCGAGGUUCUGGAGCAGCGCUUCUUGACACUGGACUACGACGUCGAUUUUACUCGCGCUAUCUUUCCUAUUCCGCUCCACACUGGUGGCUCAGAGGGGGCGUCUGCAGAGGGAGCCGACGGCGUCUUGUGUGCACGCACGGAUACGGCAAGCGCUUCUCCAGCCAAACUAGCUGAGGCGACUUUAGAGCCCUUUGUAGUGCGUUCCUCCCUUCCCACAACUGUUUCAGAGGCAGACGCACUUCGCCACGAUCUGCUCCGCGCCCGAUCUCGUCUUUCCCAGCUCGAAUCCGAAAACGCGAAGCUGAGGCGGGAGAACGAGGCGCUGGUGCAGCUGAGCCGGCACAAGAUGCACGAGAUGCAGCGGCUGUGCAAAGACUUCCAGCAGCAGGUGCAACUCGCUGCGGAUGCGGAGAAGCUGAGAGCCAGGAACAAAGAGUUGCGAGUGCAGCUGCAGGAAGCGCUAGAGAGUCAGCGGACGGCCCGGCGCACUUUAGAGCGCGGGCGCAGUCAGCAUCGUUUUCCGCAACCCGCUAGCGCUGUCACCGGUGGCGGAGGCAGUGCUUACCGGUCUGCGAGUGGCCAGCGCCGCGGCGAGAACCCGUAUCUGCGCUCGCUAUCUCGCGAAUCAGACGGCGGCUACGUCGGAGUGUCGUCGCGACCGCCGUACGGCAGGCAGCGGUCGGCAGGCAGUGCCACGUCCCGUGCAUCAGCGACGCGACGUGGGCAGACGCUGGCGUCUCCGGCACCUCCGCCCGCCGCCUUGCGUGGCAGUCAUGCGCAGCGCGCGCCUUCCUCAUCGUCCACAAACCGGCGCCGCUCUACGCGGUUCGACACACCACCGCCACUAUCAGAUCCGGCUGUCUCCACCGCAGCAGCUUUUCUUCGGCGCCAAUCACGCAGCCACAGAGGCGAUGGUAGUAGCAGCGCGAGAGACGGGGAUGGCGACUCACCGGCACCGCACGGUCGCACCGGCGGACGACCAGAGAAGGUACGAAAGCCCCAGCGCCGGGGCAGCAGUGGUAGUGGGUCGCAUGGUUCGCGGGCGUCCUCAACACACUCGCUGCCGCGACGAGGGCCCAGCUUGUGGGCUGAUAGCAGCGCCCACGCAAGUCCGUGCGGCUCUGUGGCCUCCUCGCGAUGCUCGAGCGCAAACCAUGAGCGUCUUUACCGCACUGCGACGGCGAGCAGCCGGAUGCAUCAAACACCAAAGGCGCACCCCCUUGACAGUGCCACCGCAACUCGGCGAGCCGUGUUUCACUGA